UUUGUAACUAUCGUUUGUAAAAGCAAUCUAAAACUAUCGUGUGUAUAUGAGUUUAUUUGGAACAUCAAUGAAUAUAACGAGUGAAUUGAAAGAAUUUCAAUAAAAAAAGAUUUUAUACGAAAUUAUAUAAAAACUUUAGAAAAUCAAUUUAAUUCUCAUAAUGCAAUUAUAAAUAUAAGUUUUUUAUACUACAUAAAUAACUGUGAUAUAUAAAAAAGCAUUUAUUAAUAUAAAUAUGUUAACUCCACGAUUUGAAAUAAGUCAAACUGAUACAGAAGUUGCAAUAAUUAUUCAUGCCCCAUAUGCCAAUAUUAAAGAUACAGAAGUUUAUGUUGAUGCAACAGAUUUUAGAUUUUAUUCCACACCAUAUUAUUUAAGGUUAAAAUUACCAGGUGAAAUAGAAGAAAAUGAUUCAUCAUUUGGUUCAUAUGAUUGUGAAAAAGGAGAUUUCACCUUAAAAUUUACAAAAGUAAUAAAAGGAGAAUAUUUUGAAAAUUUAGAUAUGAUAAGUACAUUGUUAGCUCCACCAAAGAAGAAAGGUACAAUUGUACCUAAUAUUGAAGUAAUUGGAAAUCCAUCAGCAAAUUCUGAAGAUAUUAAUGAUAUAUCAAAUGAAUCUGAUUUUAUAUCAAAUGAUGAAAACACUAAUGGAGAUGAAUGGUAUAUGCAUCAGAAUAAUGUACAAACUGUAUCUCUUUUGCCAACUUCUCCUAAAUAUGGAUUUGCAAAUAAAAUAUCUGGAGCAUUAGCUGCUUUUGAGUCAGCAUGGAUUAAGGUAAUAGAUCUUCCAAUGCCAGAUACAACACCUCAAUCUGAGAGAAAAAAAUUACGAGAAAAACGUGAAAUUUCAGAUUUUAAUGAAGAACAUUAUUUGGCAGAUCUUAUGCAACCAGAUUGUAUAGAACCAUAUAUCUCAUUUAUUACAGAAUGGGAUACUUUAAAGAAAGAGAAUGUUUCUUUCAAUGAAACUGAAGUAGAUCUAUUAAAAGAACUUCCAAAUAAAGAAUAUUUAUUAAAUAAUGAAGAAACACACAAAUUGCUUUUAAGUUUAGUGGAUAUUUUAUUUGCUAGCUGUUACAAUCACAGAACAACAUUGGGAGAAAAUACUGUUGAAAGUAGUUGGACUAUUAAUAAAUUAAGUUCUACUUUAUCUUGGUUUGAUGAUUUUUCUGAUUCAGAAGAAGUUAUAAAAACAUGUUUUAGAAGAUCUAUAUGUUAUCCACUUUUUAGAAAUUGGAAACUAUCAAUAAAAAUUUUUGAAGAUGUAAGAAAAGUAAUUAAGUUAGGUAAAAAAUAUAUCAUAAAACGUUUUUGUGAAAUACAUAAUUUAUUUAACAAUUCAUGUGAACCACGAUAUAUAUUAAAUCAACUUUAUAUAAAAGAUUAUCUGAUUUGGUUACAACAAAUUAAUGAAUCUUUGAUAGAAUCAUUAGAAUCUCUUAUUAUAUUUUUACCGUCUAAAGAAGAUAUGCAACUUGAUUUAGCAGAAUUAGAACAAGCAGCUUAUUCUGUGCAAGAAGAAGAUCUUAUUAUAGAGAAUUCAAUUCAUGAAAUAAUGGAUCAAAUGGAUGAAUUAACAGUUAAUGACAAUAACGAAAAUAAGCCAAAGACUAUAUACUACAUUAAAGACAAACAUUCUUUAAAGUAUUUAUUAUCGAGUUCAAGCGACAGCAGCGAUACCGAUUCUGAAACCGAUUCAGAAAGUAGCACUUCGAGUACCACUACCACAAGCAAUAGUAAUAGUUUAGAUUCAGAUGAUGUAAGUGAAUCAGAAGAAAUUGUAAAUGAGUGUACUUAACAUCAAAUACCAUGUAAAAUAUUAUUAUAUGUCUAUCUUAAAUGAUCUGUUACAAAAAUCUUUGUAAAAAUAAUGUUUUUGAAUGUUUUUAUCUUACUUAUAAUAUAUAAGUAAAAUUUAAAAAUUUUAUAAUUCUAUAUCUUUUAUGUCUUCAUAAAAAUAUUUAUACGUAAAAUUCUUUAUAAGAUAUAAAUAACUUCGUUUCGUCUCUACUUUAUAAUUAUUAUGUAGUUAUCUGUAGUUAUCUGUAUAGACAUGUACAGUAUAUAUAUUAUUUAUGCAGUAUUUGUGUAAGUGUGAUUGACUUAUUAAAGAAUAUAAUAAAUCCAUGUUAAUAAUUUA
Apis florea (little honeybee) is the source of this 2140-nucleotide messenger RNA. Its product is annotated as protein SHQ1 homolog. Gene Ontology annotation, biological process: box H/ACA snoRNP assembly. Lineage: Eukaryota; Metazoa; Arthropoda; Insecta; Hymenoptera; Apidae. Gene Ontology annotation, cellular component: cytoplasm; nucleoplasm. The record is from RefSeq and is a predicted model, not a curated record.